AUAGCAGUUUGUGCUUCCGGCUGAAUAUCGCCGCGGAAAAUAUCGUCGCGCUCGUAUCUGCGCGAUUGACGAUUAUUCGGGAAAUCGUAAGCUCGCCGUAAGCCGCGCGCGACUGCGGCAACCAGCGAGACGGGAUGUUACUCGCGGAUUCCAACUCGACUCCGGUGGUGCUCGAGCAAUUUCCAUAGACAGAAAUCGAAUUAAAUCGAUCCCGUCGUGCGAAUAACGCGCGAAUAAGGCGUGGACGCGAGCGGAGCCGCGAAAAUUCGCCGUGCGCUCGUCGUCGAGCCUCGCCUCGUCAUUUCGACACGGACACGCCCGUUUCCGGACGUGCAUCGUUAAAACGCUAAAAAAAGCGACGCGUCGGUAAAUUAGAUUUCUGUCCGUGCACACGGACGGGAGUACAAAGGGUCUGUUGUCACACGCGGACGGUGCGUUAGAUCGUUUGGGCAACUGUCAGUCGGUCUCCGUUGGACUCGGACUGCUCGGAGCGGCAAGAUAUCUUUCGCGUUUUUAAAUGUGAUUCUAACAGGCGGUUUAUAUUUAGAUAUUAAGGACAUUUGUGAUAAACGCACUUAGGAUGGCUCAUAGCUCUCAAACCUACGGAUCUACGGAUCACAGAGCGGAUGUACCUGAUAUAGGAUUUAGUCCUACCGAACUUUAUAGUCUCAGUGAAAAUAUUACCACUAACAUAUAUACAAUUAAUACAAGUUGGAGAACCUUGGAAAAAGCUUAUAAGAACAUUGGAACCAGCAAGGAUAGUCAAGGCUUAAGAGACAAAGUGCAUGUAACACAAUUGAGUACCAACCAGGUGGUCACGCAGACGAGCAAAGACAUAGCUAGACUGACAGUACUAAUGAGACGUGGUGACAAGCAGCAAAAAUUACAAAUUGAGAAACUCACAACGGACUUUAAAGAUGCAUUACAGAGAUAUUCUUAUAUGCAGAAGUCAAUUGUGGAGAAAAUGAAGAGACAUAUUUUAGCUUUAACUAAUAUAGAAAAUACAAUAGAUGAGGAGGAAGUUGAUGAGACACAAAGCCUGCUUCAAGCACAGGAACAGCAGCAUAGAGCCACACAAAGGACGUUUGAAUUUCAACAAGGGCUGCUGUUAGAGAGAGAAGACAGAAUAAAACGAAUUGAGGGGGACAUUUUGGACGUAAAUCAAAUUAUGCGUGAGCUUGCAGCAUUGGUGCAUCAGCAGGGUGAUACUAUUGAUACAAUCGACAACCAUAUAGAAAAUGUGCAUGGCAACGUCGAACUGGGAGCGCAGGAACUGGCGAAGGGAAGUAAUUACCAAAGUAAAUUUCGUCGAAAAGUCUAUAUCUUGAUGUUACUCGCGAUUAUAGUUGUCAUUGUAUUAAUUGUUAUUCUAGUCACUAAAUUAAGUUAGCGUCCCUAGCCUUCGUGGUUCAUCCGAGAGGGUAAACGAAAAGGGUUGUCUCAAUCUGUCUCGCGCUCAUGCGCGCGCGCGCACGAAUUUAAAAGUAUAAUACAACCUUCUACUUCAAAGUAAUUGUUUCGCCCACUUCUCUCUGUAUGUCGGAAAUAUAAUACGAGGAGAGUAUAGAGACUUAUUUUAUAAUCCGCUUACGAGUGAACUAUUAUCUUCCACGCACAGGAAGAUGUUAGCCCUUUCCAGAUUUUAUAAAAACAGUAUUUAAUAAUUUCAUAUGUAAAGUAUAUAUGAAUUUUUAUAGGCUUUUUUUAUUCUAUAUUUUUCGCACUCUAGCUGAAUUGUAUUGUUACUAAGUAAAAUACGAGAAUGUGAGUAACGGCUUAGUAAAUACUCUUGCCAAAUUAUACUUGUAUGUUUUAUCGUGAAAAUUAUUUCUUUCAAAAUAAUUUUGUCCUCUAGACAUACUGCAGAUUUCCUAUCCCUAUCGUCUCACAAAUUUUAUGUUGAUAAUGUGCAUGAAAAAGAAUUUUAUUAAAUCAUUUGCUUUUCAAACGCUGCUUUGAACACGUUAUUAUAUCGCCGUAUCGCUAUUACAAUACGCAGUAGUGAUGUUUCUGACUAUCAAUAGAAAAAUUGAUAGAGACACUUUCAUUAAUAUUGUUUUAACAGUUUGCAGUUGUGCACCAUUGGCAUUACAUAUUAAUUUAACUGAGACGUGUCUUUAGGCAAAAUCUAUAAUCAUGCCUAAUAUACCAUGUGAAAAAAUCACUCUUUAUAAAAAAAGUUGCGCAAUUGAAAUGUUACCAACUUGUCGCUGCUGCUGUAGACAUUAUAUGCCAACAACCACUGGUCAUAUAAUUCGUUAAAAGAGCAUCUAGUGUGGCAAAUAUUAUAUUGAAUUUAUAUAAUGCAUGAAAAUCUUAUUGUUAUGCAUUUUCUAAAUUGUAAUUUUACGUCUAUUGUAUAUUCAUUUAUAUGUAUUAAAACCGAUAUUUUUAUUGCUGUACAUCCUAUUUAUAUAAUAAAUGUAAUCCCAAUUUUAUUGAAAAUCGUCAGCAAUUCAGGCAUUGAUUCAGUUCUUGCGUACAUUGGCUUAGAUCAUAUUGAUGCUUGUCAUUCGUGAUUGUAUAAAUGUUAAUCUAUAAUAAUCUUAAAAGUCUUUAUCAUGCUUUAAGACAUGGGAACAGUUUCGACUAUCAAUUCAUCAUACAAAUUCGCUUCAAAUUAUGAGCAUUGAGCAUAUAGUUACUAUGUUUCGUGCGUAUCUUACGAACGAUAUCUUUCUACAAAUAAAGUCGCAAAUAAAGCUAAGUAUAACACGUGAAUUUUCUCCCGAAUAUCGCAAAAUGCUAACAAUAUCUAUUUUUCUAUAUAUUAUUCGUCAAUUUACUAGUAACAAUUAUUUCAACUAUUACACGAGACAGUUGCCGUGCUUGUGUAUGUUGCAUCAAUAUGAAAUAACAAAUUGUCUCUUGAUACUGUCUGGAUAUUUUCUUUUAAAUUUGGGAUAUUAUUUCGCGUUUAAUUAAUCGAUGCUUCCUCAUAAUUAUAUAAUCAAAGAGCCGACGCUUAUUUGAAAUUAUAUAUUGGGAGAUACGAGAUGAGAAGGACAAAUUUACUCGAUUGAGACAGCCAUUUUCUUGCAGCUACUCGAUUCUUACAUGAUUAGGCAUUCCGGAUGCUAAAAAUCCAAGAUAUAAUUAUUAAGGUUAUAACCUGAAUAUUGUAUAUACAACAAUACUAAUCAUUAACAUCACUUAAAUAAAUAAUACAAUACGGCAUUGAUAUCAAUAUCUGCACUUGAUGUCAAUGAUAAUAGCUUUAUUAUAUAUCUAUUGUUGAUUUAUAUGUGCUAAAUUAAUAUUAGACAUUAAAUUAUGUUCUGUUCUUUCCGAAUAAAAUUUUUUUAUACCCCGUACGUAUGAUAUAAUUAAUAUAGAAUUGCAUCAGAAAGUAUAAGGAAGAGGUUACGAUACACAAAAUUAGGGAUAUACCUAUUUUUAUCGAAUCUCGAUGCUAUACUGGUAGAAAAAUAGUAUCGAGAACGCCUUUUAUAGUACAACUUUCGCGCUACAAAUCGUUUAUUUUAAAACUGGUAAGAUUCAUAUGAUUGCUAAUAGCGAUACACGUUAGAUGUCACUAAAAUAUAAAAUGUUUUAGAACACUAGAUCUAUCUCUCAACAUAAUAAACGAUCCAUGUACUGUUAACAAUUUCGUAAACGUAAACAUUACAAUUUAAACAUUUUAUUAUUUUUAUAUGCAAUAACGAAUCUUUUGUUACAAAGCUUGUACAUAGCGUAAAAAAGAAUCUUAUCUUUAUAGUGGAAUAUAUACAUGUGUGUUCAAACUUGUGUCAUCAGAGUGUUGAUUUGAAAGGGAUAGACACCCUACGACGAAUGUAUGUGAGAAAUUAAUGUUUGUAGAAAAUUUUUUCAGAUUUAUACUAACAAUACGCUCCUAUUUACAGAAGUUACUUUGUAAAGGGCAGUGAUUCUCCCAUGUGAGCCUAACAGCUUUUGUUCCUUACCGCUUAUAAA
Messenger RNA from Harpegnathos saltator (Jerdon's jumping ant), 3933 nucleotides. RefSeq names its product syntaxin 13 (gene Syx13). NCBI's taxonomy places the organism in Eukaryota, Metazoa, Arthropoda, Insecta, Hymenoptera, Formicidae. Bases 581 to 1390 code for a protein of 269 amino acids. Gene Ontology annotation, biological process: intracellular protein transport; vesicle-mediated transport; vesicle fusion. Gene Ontology annotation, cellular component: endomembrane system; SNARE complex; membrane. The transcript has 6 exons. The record is from RefSeq and is a predicted model, not a curated record. Gene Ontology annotation, molecular function: SNARE binding; SNAP receptor activity.